GGCGGAGGAGGAGCUGUCGCAGGCAGCCGCCUCACAGCGAUGGCGGCCGAGCAGGGCCGGCAGCGGCUGCGGCUCCGGCUCUGGCCGGACACGACAGUGGUGGCGGUAGCGGCGGGCGGCGGGGGCCUGUGACCGGGAGCCGCCCCGGACCCGGGCACCAUGAGCCAAGGCCCCCCCCCAGGGGAGAGCAGCGAGCCCGAGGCGAAGGUCCUCCAUACCAAGCGGCUUUACCGGGCUGUGGUGGAGGCUGUGCAUCGACUCGACCUCAUCCUUUGCAACAAAACUGCUUAUCAAGAAGUGUUUAAACCAGAGAACAUUAGCCUGAGGAACAAGCUGCGUGAGCUCUGCGUCAAGCUUAUGUUCCUGCACCCAGUAGACUAUGGGAGAAAGGCUGAGGAGCUGCUGUGGAGAAAGGUGUACUACGAAGUUAUUCAGCUUAUCAAGACGAAUAAGAAGCACAUCCACAGCCGGAGCACCUUGGAAUGUGCCUACAGGACGCACCUGGUUGCUGGGAUUGGCUUCUACCAGCAUCUGCUGCUCUACAUCCAGUCCCACUACCAGCUGGAGCUUCAGUGCUGCAUCGACUGGACCCAUGUUACUGAUCCCCUCAUAGGAUGCAAGAAGCCAGUGUCUGCAUCAGGGAAGGAGAUGGACUGGGCACAGAUGGCCUGCCACCGAUGUCUCAUGUACCUGGGGGAUUUGUCACGAUAUCAGAAUGAAUUAGCUGGCGUAGACACUGAGCUGCUAGCUGAGAGAUUUUACUACCAAGCCCUGUCUGUAGCUCCCCAGAUCGGAAUGCCCUUUAACCAGCUGGGCACCCUUGCAGGCAGCAAGUACUACAACGUGGAAGCCAUGUACUGUUACCUGCGCUGCAUCCAGUCGGAAGUGUCCUUUGAGGGGGCCUAUGGGAAUCUCAAGCGGCUGUAUGACAAGGCAGCCAAGAUGUACCACCAGCUGAAGAAGUGUGAGACUCGGAAACUCUCUCCCAGCAAGAAACGCUGUAAAGACAUCAAGAGGUUGCUGGUAAACUUCAUGUACCUUCAAAGCCUCCUGCAGCCCAGGAGCAGCCCGGUGGACUCAGAGCUGACCUCACUCUGCCAGUCAGUCCUGGAGGACUUCAAUCUCUGCCUCUUCUACCUGCCAUCCUCACCCAGCCUCAGCCUGGCCAGUGAGGGUGAAGAGGACUAUGAAAGUGGCUAUGCCUUCCUCCCAGACCUCCUCAUCUUUCAGAUGAUCAUCAUUUGUCUCAUGGGUGUGCAUAGCUUGAAGAGAGCAGGGUCCAAACAGUACAGUGCAGCCAUUGCCUUUACCCUGGCCCUCUUCUCCCACCUCGUCAACCAUGUCAAUAUACGGCUGCAGGCUGAGCUGGAGGAGGGUGAGAAUCCCGUGCCGGCGUUCCAGAGCGAUGGCACAGAUGAGCCCUUGGAGAAGGAGGAGGCACCGGGGCCUGAGCCCCCUCCUGCAGUACCUCAAGCGACUGAGGUCAGAAAGAGCCGGAAGUUCUCUCGCCUCUCCUGCCUCCGCCGCCGCCGCCACCCACCCAAAGCUGGAGAUGACAGUGACCUGAGUGAAGGCUUUGAAUCAGACUCGAGCCAUGACUCAGCCAGGGCCAGUGAGGGCUCAGACAGUGGCUCCGACAAGAGUCUCGAAGGUGGGGGAACAGCCUUUGAUGCUGAGACAGACUCAGAAAUGAACAGCCAAGAGUCCCGGUCAGACCUGGAAGACAUUGAGGAUGAGGAGGGUACUCGGUCCCCAGCCCUGGAGCCCCCUCGGCCCAGGUCAGAGGCUCCCGAGUCUCUCAAUGGCCCACUGGGCCCCAGUGAGGCGAGCAUUGCCAGCAAUCUACAGGCCAUGUCCACGCAGAUGUUCCAGACCAAGCGCUGCUUCCGACUGGCGCCCACCUUCAGCAACCUGCUCCUCCAGCCUUCCACUGAGCCCCACACUGUAGCCAACCGCAGGUCAUGUGUCAAUGGAGAUGCAGACAAGCCUUCGGAACCAGAACUCUGCUCCAGAGUGCAGGCAGGGCGAUUGUGCCCUCCAGCUUGGGGCCGAAGCCCAAUGCCACGUGCCUGCUGUUCAUCCCAGCUCUGUCUCCCACUCCCAGCCUCCGAGGAGGGCUCCGAGUCGGAGGGCAGUGAAUCUAGUGGGCACUCCUGUCGGAAUGAGCGCAGUGUCCAGGAGAAGCUGCAAGUCCUGGCAGCCGAAGGCCUGCUUCCUGCUGUGAAGGUCUUCCUGGACUGGCUGCGGGCCAACCCUGACCUCAUCGUUGUGUGUGCACAGAGCUCUCAAAGUCUGUGGAAUCGCCUGUCUGUGUUGCUGAACCUGUUGCCAGCUGCUGGUGAGCUCCAAGAGUCUGGCCUGGCCCUGUGUCCCGAGGUCCAGGACCUACUUGAAGGUUGUGAACUGCCUGACCUGCCCUCCAGUCUGCUGCUCCCAGAGGACACGGCCCUUCGUAACCUGCCUCCCCUCCGGGCUGCCCAUAGACGCUUCAACUUUGACACAGACCGGCCCCUGCUUAACUCCUUAGAGGAGUCAGUCGUGCGCAUCUGCUGCAUCCGCAGCUUUGGACACUUCAUCGCCCACCUGCAGGGCAGCAUCCUGCAGUUCAGCGCAGAGGCUGGCAUCUUUGUCAGCAUCGCCCAGUCUGAGCAGGAGGGCGUGCUGCAGCAGGCCCAGGCGCAGUUCCGCAUGGCUCAGGAAGAGGCCCGUCGGAACAGGCUGAUGAGAGACAUGGCCCAGCUGCGACUUCAGCUCGAGGUCUCUCAGCUGGAAGGGAGCCUGCAGCAGCCCAAGGCCCAGUCAGCAAUGUCUCCUUACCUCGUCCCGGACACCCAGGCCCUCUGCCACCACCUCCCGGUCAUCCGCCAGCUGGCCACCAGCGGCCGCUUCAUUGUCAUCAUCCCAAGGACAGUGAUUGAUGGCCUGGAUUUGCUGAAGAAGGAACACCCAGGGGCCCGGGAUGGGAUCCGUUACCUGGAGGCAGAGUUUAAGAAAGGAAACAGGUACAUUCGCUGCCAGAAAGAAGUAGGAAAGAGCUUCGAGCGGCAUAAGCUGAAGAGGCAGGAUGCAGAUGCCUGGACGCUCUAUAAGAUCCUAGACAGCUGCAAACAGUUGACUUUGGCCCAGGGGGCAGGCGAGGAGGACCCAAGCGGCAUGGUGACCAUCGUCACAGGCUUUCCACUGGACAACCCCAGUGCGCUCUCAGGCCCCAUGCAGGCAGCCCUGCAGGCCGCUACACAUGCCAGUGUGGACAUCAAGAAUGUUCUGGACUUCUACAAGCAGUGGAAGGAGAUUGGUUGAGAUGGACCCCCCCCAGGCCCUGCAGUGGGGCUGCAUCCAGAUCUCUCCUGCCCUCCCUGGCAGCCAGGACCACCACCUGUAGUCACCCCACCACACACAGAAGCACGCACGCAGGAAGGAAGCCCAGCUGCACACAGGCCGCAGGGAGGGCCCCAGGAGCUGCAGAGAAGGCCCCUAAACCCCUGGGAGGGUGGGUCCCCCUGUUGCGAAGAUGACAUCAGGAGAGUGAGGGAAGUGCUUGGAGCAGGAGAGGCAUGUGGGCCUCCCGCCCGCCCUCCUGCCUCAGUGCCCCCACCGCUGCUGUCCCCAUGGGCAGGUGGCCGGCAUGGGAGUCUGUCUCAUUGGAGCAGUGUGUGGACCUCUGAGGGGAAGGGACAGAAGGGCCCCUCUUCCUCCCAAGACACGGCGGUGGGCGCUAGGGGAAGAACUGGGUAUCAGAAGACGUCUGGGUGGUCCUCUGCAGUCCCUUCCCUUCGAGGACCUCCCAUCGUCCUCUCCAUGCAGGUGGGACAGCUCUGGAGCCUUGGGGACUCUGGAAGGAGAGGGCCUGGGAGUGGGGCCAGGGCGUGACCCCUCCUGCUGCCCCACUUGUGCUUUCUGUCUCCAGUCUCCAUCUGCCCAGCUCAGUGAGCCCAGCCAUCAAUGGCCAUCUGGCCCACGUGCCAGCCAAGGUUCCUGUACCCACAGCCCCAUGGCCAUGGUACCUGGAAGAGAAGGGGGUGCAGUGUGAGGCCAGCAGCCCCCUCCCUGGGGGAGGCCUGCAUUGAGGUGGGCAGCAAAAAGGAGAGCCCCUGAGAGCUGCCCCAUCAGGGGUCUGCCGUCCCUGUGGGGCUGAGCAUGGGGCAAGCGUGGGCAAGUGGCAAGGGGAACAAGCCGAGAUCAUGAAUAGCUCAGGGCAGUGGGCAGAGUGGCCAGCGCAGGCGUUUUGGGGGGCUCUGGCCCGGAAGCCUCAGCUCCUUACCCUAGGGCUGGCCAGGAGCUCAGCCAGGGGGCCGGAGUUCCUGGCUCUGCUGCCCCCUUCCUCAGCACUAGCCUGGCUUUCCAGGCUGUUCUUGGAGGAGAGUGAGCUUCCUGCCUCCUUCCUCUAAGACAGUCUGGGACAACCUGGGGCGGGGUGGGGUGACCCCCAUGCCCAGUCCAUGGCAGAGACUGAGACUAAAGCAUCACUUAAUAAAGACCCCUCGAAGCCCA
Molecule: messenger RNA, 4491 nt
Organism: Canis lupus familiaris (dog)
Lineage: Eukaryota; Metazoa; Chordata; Mammalia; Carnivora; Canidae
Gene: SMG5
Product: SMG5 nonsense mediated mRNA decay factor
Exons: 22
Coding region: 160-3300 (1046 amino acids)
Biological process (GO): nuclear-transcribed mRNA catabolic process, nonsense-mediated decay
Cellular component (GO): telomerase holoenzyme complex
Molecular function (GO): telomerase RNA binding; telomeric repeat DNA binding; protein binding
Source: RefSeq, a predicted model, not a curated record